This is a messenger RNA of Colletotrichum spaethianum, 1140 nucleotides long. RefSeq lists its product as uncharacterized. The record is from RefSeq and is a predicted model, not a curated record. NCBI's taxonomy places the organism in Eukaryota, Fungi, Ascomycota, Sordariomycetes, Glomerellales, Glomerellaceae. The transcript has 3 exons. Gene Ontology annotation, molecular function: acyltransferase activity, transferring groups other than amino-acyl groups. The coding region runs from base 1 to 1140 and encodes 379 amino acids.
AUGGCCUCCGCUUCCGCCGACCACACAACCCCGAUAGCUGUCGUCCGGCCCGCAAAAGCCGACGUAGCCCUCCGCCUCGCUACUCAGGACGAUGUCGCCAUCCUCGCCUCCAUCGCCGACGCCGCGUUCCUGAUGGACGCGCACACGCAGCUCAAAGCUGCCUUCCGCGGCGCGGACAACUUCACAGAGGGGAUGAAACAGGCGCUAGAGAUUUGGGUGGACCACCCAAAGGUAGAUGUCGUCGUUGCUGAAGACAAAAAAAGCGGUAGGCUUGUGGGAUGGGUGGGGUGGAUUCGCCGGGGGUUUGUGGGGGAUACGGAUCUACCCUUGGAUGGCCCGUCAGAGGAGCCGACGGCUGAGACUCAUUUUGCUGCAAGAGGCAAGAGAACGAUCCAGGACUUGGAGGAUCUGACGAACGCGUCGAUGGAUUAUUGGGUAAAAAGGUUUACGCCCAAGGGUUCGAAGUGCAGGUCCCUGUGUAGCUACGUCGUACACCCGGAUUUCCAGUCACGGGGCGUCGGAUCGCGGUUGAUGAAGUGGGGCACUGACAAGGCGGACGCCGAGCCUGGUGUGUAUUGCUCGGUGCAGUCGUCCAUGGGUGGACAGGCUGCGUUUGAGAGGCAGGGCUUCCAGGAGGUGGGUAGGCUGGAGGCGGAUUUGGAUGAUUUUGCGGAGGGGAAGAAGCCGGGCGAGGAAUAUGAACACGUCACGGGGAGUAAGGAUUCCUGGGGGAACCCAACGAGCUUGCAAAUCGCCACAAGACCCCAUGCCCCCGCCAGCGGGUUCAUCAUGUCCUGCACCAUCAUCGUGUCCGAGAUGGCCUCAUUGAAGUCGGUCAUCAUCGGCACCUUGGGCUUCGAGGCCCAAAACUUGCGCAUGUACUGGUGUCCAUACGUCAAACCCGCAGCGAGCAGGGCGGGCCAGCCCACGGCUACGGUACCCAGGCCGUUGGGUACGAAGAACGAGAAGGCGAUGCCGCUGACGGCAGAGAGGAGGCACUGGUAUAAUCCCGUCGCCACGGUAUACCGAACCUCCCAGAGCUGCUUCUCCGCCGUCCUGCUCCACUCUGCCGCCUUCUUGACCUUGUCCUCGUACUUGAGCAGUCGUGGGAUUGAGUCCGCCGAGUGGACGAGCGCGUAG